GGGUCGACAUGCUAGGUGAAGAAGCAACACGAGUGUCUGGUUCAUCGGUUCGUUCAUUACGUUUCUUUGUUGCCCUCAGGAGACUCCAGCGCGUUCGCGGGGCGGUCAGAAAACAGGCCGCGGAGGACAAAGAGGACGACCCGACACAACGCGAUCAAAGCCUGGUCAACAUACACGAAGACAAUUUCUUCCGGGACGAGAUAGAUGAUUUCCACGACGCCAAAGAAAGAUUGCUACUCGAAGGCGAUGUGGCAGUUCUGAGGAUUGAGUGUAUGUCUAUAUAAUCGUUAGACGCUGAUUCGAGGUAACUACGCGCAGUAGAAAGCCGAG
Molecule: messenger RNA, 330 nt
Organism: Geodia barretti
Lineage: Eukaryota; Metazoa; Porifera; Demospongiae; Tetractinellida; Geodiidae
Source: the annotation of a GenBank genome assembly